This is a messenger RNA of Wyeomyia smithii (pitcher-plant mosquito), 1204 nucleotides long. RefSeq names its product cardioactive peptide (gene CCAP). Lineage: Eukaryota; Metazoa; Arthropoda; Insecta; Diptera; Culicidae. The record is from RefSeq and is a predicted model, not a curated record. Bases 411 to 869 code for a protein of 152 amino acids. The transcript has 3 exons.
UCAUGUGCAAUUAUAUAACGGCAGCACAUUGAGAGCCGCACUAUUUACAAGAAAAGCGCGCCUUGGGAGGUCCUCCGCCGUGCGGCUACCAUAUAAAAGCAAAGCAUCCGGAGAAAAUAUUUUCAGUUUCGUUUCGUUCAUUAGCUCUUGUAAACAGGGAACGGCGGUAGUAAGCAGCAGCAGUCACAACAAAUACGGAUUCCUACUUAUUAUAAUCCACAGGACGCGGUGGACAACGGAACGACCUUACGUCUAGAAGUUUCUUUAAAGAUAAAGUUGUUGAGUGAUAUUGGUGUUUUUUGUGGUUGGACCUUUUUGCGGUAUCAACGGAUGAGUUCAGAACUUUAGGACGGAAAAAAGAUUGCAGCCAGACAUCGAGUGCUCAUCCCGCAAUCCCGCAACUCACGGCGAUGAGUUCCACCACCACCACAGCUUUUUUUGCCCUAGUGGUUACGAUGCUUUGCUUGGCGCAUAUGAUAGAUUGCGGCGUUAUAGAUAGGGAGCCCCGGGCUUACAAGCAGUACGACAGCGAGCCGCCGGUAAAACGACCGUUCUGCAAUGCGUUCACUGGAUGCGGUAAGAAACGGUCGGUGGUGUCCGUCACCCCGUUGGCUCUGAUUCACCGGCAUCAGACCACAUCGGAGCAGAACCGAGCAAAGGUAACGGAAGGAUUUGACCCGAACGAGGACUCGCUGGCUAAUUUGAUCGACCUGAACACCGAACCCGCCGUUGAAGAUCUGAUGAGACAAAUUAUGUCGGAAGCCAAACUCUGGGAAGCCAUUCAGGAAGCUAAUCGGGAAAUCUUCCUCCAGAAGCAGAACCACAAGGCAGGAAACGCAAACUUUCCACUGUCAUUCAGCACGCAAUAACCAUUCGAUGAUAUGCGAUGAAUUCUCUAGUUAAGGCUUCAUUUUAAGAAACAGUUUUUUGAUAAGACUUUGCACUCGACGCUCAAUGAUUGAAUUUGUUUAAAAAUUUCGAUUUCAUAGGGAAACGGUUGCUGUCCGACAUUCACUCUUGCUCCAGCGUAUUUCUUCAAUCAACAUCAGACCUCGAGUUUGACUAUUAUUGUGCUCCGAAGAAUGAGAUUACCACACCGAUACUAUUAGGCUAAGUACUGCAGUGUAUGUACAGAGUAGAUACGUACAUACACGCACGUGUUUUUGGGAAAUGUAAUUGACUACGUUUGUUGCAAUAAAUUUGA